UUUGUUCAUCAAUUUGAUCUUCUUGUCCUUAUAUUAGGUCUUAAAAGAUGUGGGAAGAGCUGCAGAUUGAGGUGGCUUAAUUACCUGAGACCCAACAUUAAACAUGGUGAAUUUUCUGAUGAGGAAGACAAAAUUAUCUGUUCACUCUACGCUAAUAUCGGAAGCAGGUGGUCAAUAAUAGCAGGUCAAUUACCAGGAAGAACAGACAAUGAUAUCAAGAACCACUGGAAUACAAAGCUGAAGAAGAAACUCUUUGCCAAAUUCUCACCACCCUUUUCCCAAUCCCACUCUCUCUCUACCCUCUACACCUCUUUCUACACCCAUGCUACUAAAUCUCUCACAGACAUUUCGUCGAACACCUCAUCUUCACAAAACUAUCUCAACAGCCAGCCGCCAUUUUUCUUAACCAAUCAGUUUCCUAAUUACUACCAACAAAACCAGGGUUUUCAGUACAAUAACCAACCUGUUAAAGACAGCAACAUGCUCGUGUUCGGAGGGGUUAAUAAUGAAUCUGCUGCUGCCAGCUGUUCUUCUGAUGGGAGCUGCAGCCAGAUCAGCUAUGGCGGCCAUGAAGAUAAUAAUCAGAAGUUUAUGCUGCAGUACUAUGGGAAAAAUAUCGUUAAUGGAGAUCCAAUUCUUGAUCAUCAUCAUCAAAAGCUGACGAAUGGGGUUGUUGAAAACAGUGGAUUAGAGUAUGAUCUUGAGGAGGUUAAGCAAAUGAUUAUUACUAAUGACAGUUUGUUGUUCGGCGACGAGAACAAGUUUGUAGAUGAGAGGGGGGUGUUUUAUUAUUGAUUAAUCCAAUAAUUAACCUUCAUUAAUUAAUUAAGUUAAUUAAUUACCCCAUGUGAGGGAUUUGCUGUCGUUGGAUGAAAAAAGAUUGCAGUUUUUUUUUUUUUUUUUUUUUAUGGGGUUUUGUUUUGUGAUGGAAAAUUAAUGAAGAGAAAGCCUUUUUUUUUUGGAAUUAAAUCGGAGGGAUUAAAUCGGAUUUAAUAGUAUCGGAAGAGAAAAAUCCAAAAAAAAUGAUUGCACUCUUGUUUAAAGAGUCUUGAAAAUUGAAAAUUCGGAAUGAAUAAACUUGAUCCAAAAUUAACAUUUGAUAUUUUAGAAUUUGAAUUGUCCGUUAUUCGGAAAUUCUAUUUAUUUAUUUACGAUAUUAUAAGUG
Erythranthe guttata (spotted monkey flower) is the source of this 1165-nucleotide messenger RNA. The record is from RefSeq and is a predicted model, not a curated record. Lineage: Eukaryota; Viridiplantae; Streptophyta; Magnoliopsida; Lamiales; Phrymaceae.